GGUAUUCCUACGAAAAUUAGCAAGGAUUCGCUUGGCUUCAAGAUAUUAAAUGACAGGGCAGCAGGCUGAAAAAUCAUUGGGUGCUACAAAGAAGAAAGGUGUGACAAACUUUGUUGCACCUGGUUCCAUAAGGAGGAUAACAAAACGAGCAAGCUUCGAUUCAUUAAUCACUACACCAAAUGUUUCUUCAACUUCUCGUGAUACAUCACAUAGGCAACCUAUGAUGGAAACAAUGGAGGUACGAAUACAUCUAGGACCAGUGUUAUACGUCCACCACCAGUGGAAGAAAUGGUCAUGACUGAAAAUACAACUGAAAAUCAGCGGCCUGUCAAUCAAGGUGUCGGUGUGACAAGAAACAAUGGAGAUAUGAAUACAUCUAGGACUAGUGUUGUACGCCCACCACCAGUGGAAGAAGUGGUCAUGGCUGAAAAUACAACUGAAAAUCAGCAGCCUGAUCAAGGAGUGACAAAAGAAAGGAAAAAACGGGGCAGAACAAUUUGCAAACAACUUAUUAACUUGAAACCUGGGCAAAAGUUGCCAAUCAUCUUCAAAAACAGGCGUGGUGCUGGUCUUAAUGGAUCCGUCUGGUCAAGCUACCUUGGCACAAUUAUUCGGAACUCACAGAUGUGCCCGGUUAGAGUUAAGGAUUGGGAUGAGACAGGUAGAGAAGAAUUAGAACAUAUGUGGGCUGCAGUUAAGGAAUAUUUUACAAAUCCUGAUAUGGAAUCUGCAAAGGAGGAUGUUUUCGACCAUAUGAAUGAAAUAUGGAGAACUUGGAGAUCUAAGAUGAAUUGUAAACAUGUGAAAGUUCGUGACAACUUGGAAGAUAUUCUCGGAGAUGUUCCAGGAUUCCUCAACAAAGAAGAUUGGGAGUGGGUUGUGAAGGAGAAGUUUCUUUCUAAAGAAUUUCUGGAGAUAAGUAAGAGAAAUGAAGAAAACAUAGCAAAGAAAACAAUGAAUCAGCACAGUGGAAGGAAACCGGUUCGACAAAUUGGGUUGAACUUGCUAUUUGUGGCGUUUUGGUGGUCUGCAAUCCUCUAAUUUUUUCUGCGUACAACACAAGAAGGGCAAAAUACAAGAAGACUAAGCCCUUCGUGCACAUUUAUAGAGUGCGGUGGUGAUCUUAUUUUGACGAAGGAUGGAGACUAUCAUAAUUAUUUUGUAGUAGCAUUGAUAUUUUGUGAAUGGUUGAUCAUUUUAUAUCAUGUUAUAUGAUCAGAAUACUACAAGAACUAAACUUCCUAAUUGUAUGUUAAUAUCGAUCAAUGUACAUUUGUGAAUAUAUUU
This is a messenger RNA of Linum tenue, 1287 nucleotides long. NCBI's taxonomy places the organism in Eukaryota, Viridiplantae, Streptophyta, Magnoliopsida, Malpighiales, Linaceae. The record is from the annotation of a GenBank genome assembly.